Dacryopinax primogenitus is the source of this 1782-nucleotide messenger RNA. RefSeq lists its product as uncharacterized. The coding region runs from base 559 to 1041 and encodes 160 amino acids. Lineage: Eukaryota; Fungi; Basidiomycota; Dacrymycetes; Dacrymycetales; Dacrymycetaceae. The transcript is spliced from 4 exons. The record is from RefSeq and is a predicted model, not a curated record.
CGCAACCUUGUGAUCCUGGAGAACAUGUUGUCUUCUGGGGCAAGCAGCUCCUCAUCCGGCGGGUUGAGCACGACGCAGUCGAUCGUGUUGGCGUCAUCAAUACUGGCCCAUGCUCAACAAGCUGUGAGGAAGCCGCGUCAAGGCCCGAAUAUCUUGUCAUUUGAGGCAGAGCCGAAGGCGUCGAGCACGACGAAAGACUACUUGCAACUUCUGUAUCCUUGUGCUCGUCUGUAUCAAGCCUGUGAAGACGAUGGAAGAGAUGACGUUAUAGUCGGAACUACUGCACGUAUGGAAGUGAACGAAAGAUCAACCGUGUUCGCGGUGGACAUGAUUUUCUGCCGCAAUACGGCGAGUUUGACUGCCUUAAACCGUGCCAAGUGGAUAAAUCCAAGCACGGAUCACAAGGUAUCAACAAACCCCGUCGAGCCGUGAGUGAACUGGAAGGUGGUCCACGUCAGGCCUAGCCGGGGCGGGCAUGUGGGCUUGGGAGAUGAAACGCAAGCAAGUGGAGGGGAGGGAAAUGACAAUCGCUACAGACCUACCGCGGACAUCCUGGAGAUGCUACAAAUCGGUCCCCGCAUACGACCACAGACAGAUGUGAAGAGAGCAUGGGAUGAUUGGGGCUGGCGAAUGGCAAACCGUAUGGUCAUCUAUAACAUUGCUGGGCUGGAAGGCAAAGCGAGAAAGCUACAGGGGUGUUUCUCGGAAUCAGUCAGUGACAUUCUGCAGAAAUGGGAACCAAAUCUUGCGACAUUGGGAGAUCGUCCAGCUGUGGCGUUCACCCUUUCUUCAUCCACCGAAGUAUAUAUCAACUUCCAAUACGAGCAGGCCUGUCUAAACGGUAAUGAAGAAGAAUAUACGAAGUGGAACGGAUUAGUGUUGAAAUACGAAACCCUUGAAGACAUUGUGGGCUCCAAGGAGUCAAGGAGGACACCGAAGUCUGCGAUGACGAAACAGAAGCAGGGGAAACCGCAGAAGAAAAACCAAGCUUCGUUGGAGUGUACUCUCCCAGCAACUAUCGUGGAUGGGCUUCCAUGCUAGGAAUGUUGCUGCAAGCGGUCUCAAAUGAGUUGAUUGGCAUUCGAGAGGAUGAGACGCGAAUGAUGGGGAUGAGCUGCGGGAAGUGCAUCACGGGAAACACAAAGAACGGUGUUCCUCGGCGUGGAACUUGCGAGAGGUGCCUCUGCCAGGAUAUCGAAGAGUCGAUUUCGGAUCGUAUUGGAUCGUUGUCGGUGCAUCUGGAGAUUUUGUGGGGGUGUAUAUACCCCCGCAAAGGUACGAUGCCCCCUACUGUCCAAUGCUUCAACAUAAUCGAAAGACUCCUGAAUGAUGACAAAAUCGGACUAGGACGGUACCUGGAGUCAUUCAUUCAUGAGUGUCCUGCAACAUUUUAAUUUGCUGAAACUGACUAUUUUGCAGUUAACAAUGAUGGGUAUCAGGGUACACGUCAUUGCAAUUUUCAUCUUCUGGCAGGUUUAGCUAAAGCACACAUGUUGCGGGAUAAAGAUCAUACUUUAUUGAACGAUUUCCUUCGCGAUAUCUGCCUGUGGCACGAAUUCGGACAGCGGUUGGCAGCUGUUUAUCGCCGGUCGGAUCCGAAAGUCUCGGAAUCGCCCAUGGAGCUCAUUGUUAUUGAAGGUCACUGCCGAUCCCCACUGAAUUCGAUACCAGAAGAUGUAGCUGGGAAAUUGACGAAGCGCCUGUUGAAAGAGGCGGGUUUAGGAGAAGAUCAUCGGUCGGAGGUCCUCAGUAUUUUGCUUGGCCGUAAUUCCGAUCGCACCG